Messenger RNA from Daldinia vernicosa, 945 nucleotides. RefSeq names its product translation machinery-associated protein. The record is from RefSeq and is a predicted model, not a curated record. Gene Ontology annotation, molecular function: RNA binding. The coding region runs from base 98 to 691 and encodes 197 amino acids. NCBI's taxonomy places the organism in Eukaryota, Fungi, Ascomycota, Sordariomycetes, Xylariales, Hypoxylaceae. The transcript is spliced from 2 exons. Gene Ontology annotation, biological process: formation of translation preinitiation complex.
CGAGCUUCUACUCUAAACAUCAUUUAAUAUCGAUUCAGACUAUUAUUUGACAACCCCUAAAAUCGCAUAAUAGCCAAUUGACCCUAGACUCGCCAAGAUGUUCAAGAGAGAAAUAACCGCCGCGCCCAAAUCCAAGCUAAAGUCGUCGGUCCAACGAUCUUUGCGCCAGUCCUUACUGUCGACAUACCCGCUGUUAAACCCCUACAUCGAUGAGAUCCUACCGAAGAAAGGGUCGCUCGAGGCCAUGAAGCUUCCCGAUCGCUGCACACUGUACGUGUUAGACUCCCAGCCGCUCUUCUUCCAGCAGGAUACGACAACGCUGCUACCGCACCUACGCCUCGUCCACCGCUUCCCAGACGCCUUUCCUAGUAUACGCAUAGACCGCGGAGCGAUUCGCUUCGUAUUGUCCGGAGCCACACUCAUGGCGCCCGGUCUGACAAGCGCUGGCGGCAGAUUACCCAGCGGCGUCAGCACCGAAGAGGGGAAGGAGGGUCUAGACGAAGACGAGAGGUGGACCAGGGAGUUGGAGAAGGGAGAGCCCGUGGUGGUCCGAGCCGAGGGGAAGCUCGAGGCAUGCGCCGUGGGAUUCUUGGUCAUGGGCACCAAGGAGGUCAAAGAGAAGGGUAAAGGUCCCGUUAUCGAGGAUGCGCACUAUCUGGGCGAUGGGUUAUGGAGGCUCACUACGGACUAGAGUGAGUCGCGGUGGAGUGUAGUCGAUUUGCUGGUUAAGCGAGUAUCAUUACAUGAGGCACGUGCACUGGUCCGGGGGUCUCGAUGAAGCUCUCUCAGUUGUGAGAAGCGUUACUAUCCGAGGAAUUCGUACUACUAGGGCCAAUUAUAUUUACAUACAAUUCUAUGAAGGUUCUGAAGAGGCGAAGAGAUCAGAAUAUGAAAGUGAAUCAGAGGUAUUUUUAUUAAUUGCAUUUCGAUGGGAUAUGGUUCCGG